AUGGCUUUUCAUGAUGAAGUUGAAAUAGAAGAUUUUGAAUAUGAUGAAGAAUCUGAAAUUUACUAUUGGCCAUGUCCAUGUGGUGAUAGAUUUCAAAUAACGAAAGAAGAACUUGAAAGUGGAGAAGAUACUGCUCGAUGUCCAAGUUGUUCACUUGUUGUUCGUGUUAUUUAUGAUAAAGAAGCAUUCAUGGAAAAAACAUCGAAUUUAAAACAAAAAACAUCACCGACGACAGAAAAACUCACGUGA
Messenger RNA from Rotaria sordida, 249 nucleotides. NCBI's taxonomy places the organism in Eukaryota, Metazoa, Rotifera, Eurotatoria, Philodinida, Philodinidae. The record is from the annotation of a GenBank genome assembly.